This is a messenger RNA of Volvox carteri f. nagariensis, 630 nucleotides long. RefSeq lists its product as uncharacterized. The transcript is spliced from 4 exons. NCBI's taxonomy places the organism in Eukaryota, Viridiplantae, Chlorophyta, Chlorophyceae, Chlamydomonadales, Volvocaceae. The record is from RefSeq and is a predicted model, not a curated record. Bases 1 to 630 code for a protein of 209 amino acids.
AUGGCCGCUGCAACUGGCGUUCCGGAUACAGCUGUGGACGGCCUGGCGGAGAUGGGCGCUGGUGGCGACGUCCACUUCAUGGUGGCGGGACUUCAGAAGGAGAAUGCGCAUCUCAGGGAGCUUCUGGAGUCCCAAGCCCUCCAGAUAGCUGAGGUUGGGCCCGGCCAGCUGCAGCAGUCGACGGUUGCCGACUCGGGGCUCUGCAGAGGCAGCCGCCAGGGCAAUGCGGGUGCUGCGGAUGAGGAUGCCGUUGACCUCAUGGGAUUGCGGGUCUCGGCGCCGCCUACGACAGCGGCCCUUCCCACUCCCGCUCAGGCCACCAUCCGUGUGGUGUCGGUUACCGCGUUUCUUUCCGACAGCGAUUCUGCUGGGUGCUUCCUGCUGCCGUACAGCAUGCUGUUGUAUUCUGGUCCAAGACCUUUGAACCACCGAAAGGAGGAGGAGGAGGGCACGGCGUUGAUGACAGCGGCGCCGACGGCGCCGGCGGCGGACAGGGGUUUGCACCAUGGCGACCUACGGCGGGGCGGCGGCGGCGGCGGCGGCGGUGGCGGUGGCGGUGGCGGAGGACUUCUAUCCCUCGGCGGCCGCGAGCCGGACUUUGUACAGUAUCUAGGGCACUUGACAGAGUGA